Molecule: messenger RNA, 6797 nt
Organism: Drosophila eugracilis
Lineage: Eukaryota; Metazoa; Arthropoda; Insecta; Diptera; Drosophilidae
Gene: Asx
Product: polycomb protein Asx
Exons: 11
Coding region: 491-5545 (1684 amino acids)
Biological process (GO): positive regulation of transcription by RNA polymerase II; animal organ morphogenesis
Cellular component (GO): PR-DUB complex
Molecular function (GO): DNA binding; chromatin binding
Source: RefSeq, a predicted model, not a curated record
GAUGUAUCGGAUGCGACAUCAACAACCCCAUCGGACUUGGCACGGCAGCCAGAAAUUCGAGCGUUUCGUGUUAAAAACUGGCUACGAAAAAACAAUAAAUAGUUGGUGUGAUCAGUGCCCAGUGUGUUUAAAAUAUUAACUAAAACCAUUUCAUUCAAUUAAACGCAGCUAUUCUGCGUAGUGAGUGUGCGAGAAGGACGGGCGCUGGGCCCGAUAGCCGUAACGUGUGUGCCAGAAAGGGACCGGCAUAGUUAGCUAGAAAAGAAUCAUUUUGUAGCUGCUUUGUUUGUGUGUUUGGCAUUCACAUUUCCCCCAUUCAAUAUUUAAUUUAGUGAGCCAUUAACGAGGCGGAAAUCGGAAUAAUGCAUAAGAUAAUGGUCUAGUAAAGCUGAAAAUCCGUACAAUAAAUAGUAUGUGCGGAAGAAACUUGCCUGACAUGGAUGCAUGGAUCAAAAGUUCGCUGUAAAUAGAUUAGGCAGAGAGAUAAACAAUGAAAACAAUAACGCCGGAUACGACGACGGCGUCACAGCACCAACAACUUCUCAUUCCACAAGCGGAUCAGCAUCACCAGCCGAUGCUGCAGCAGCAGUCCUUGUUGGCCGCUCCACCGCCUCCGAUUAUAAUGGAGCAUGUGAAUCUGGUGGACGACGACGAGAAGGAUCCACUUGCGCUGGAGCAGCUGGAGGUGUCUCCCUCUACCAAGCACACGCACAGUCUGAGACGCCACCUGCCACGCAUUAUCGUGAAACCCAUACCACCUGAGAAAAAGCCGAUGGCGCCCAGUGAAGAGGCAGUUGUCGGUCCUGCUACUGCUCCGCCUCAGCGCCUGAUCUGCAGCCGUCGCAUCCAGCAGCAGCAACAGGUCAAAGCGGCAGCAGCAGCGGCGGCGGCGGCGGCAGCAGCAGCAGCAGCAGCAGCAGCUGCUGCGACUGCAGCGGCUUCAGCUCAAGCCCAAGCCGCUGCCAGUUUUCCAUCCGCCAUCUCACCAGGUAGCAAGGCUGGUUCCUCGCAAGCUUCGACUAUGCGGGAGGUCCUAGCCUCCAUACCCGGAUUUAGUGUUAAGCCCCGUCGGAGGAGCAAUAAAAAGCUGACGACAGCUGCGCAAAUUGAGCAAACAAAAGACGGAAAGAUCGACCUGGAGACUCCAGACUCAAUACUGGCCUCCACUAACCUGAGGGCGCUGCUGAAUAAACAAACGUUUUCGCUGCUGCCGCCCCUCUAUCAAUAUAAUCUCAUACAACUGCUGCCAAGCGUGGAUCGCGAGGCUAGCGAACUGGAGCUGCCAAGCGGCAGUGGCAGUGAAGGUAAUCCCUCUGAGGCUAUACGGCUAAGUGCCUCUUGCCUGAAUAACGAAUUCUUUGCCCGAGCCUGCCUGGAAUGGAGGGAGCGGCUAAGCGAAGGCGAAUUCACACCGGAGAAUCAGUUGAAGCUCAAAACAGAGGCCGAGCGAGAGAAGAACAAGCUGGAUCCCUGGAAGCUGAAACACUUUGAGCCCUUCUGGGGCGAGAAGAACUCCAAAUCCAAGGGAAAGCUAGAGAGCGAUUCCAAGGAUCAGAAGCUAUUGGCCAGCAUUAAGAGUGAGCAAAAACCACCAGCGACAUCGCAACAAAAACCACAGCAACAACAAGCAACAUGUGAUAAUGAGACUGAAUUAAAAUUUGAUUUGAGCACAAAGUGCGAAACGACAGCAGCAACCACAAAAACUACAGUAGCAACAGCAGUAGCAGCUAAAACAAGCACACCGGCUGCCCCAAGCAGCCAGAAUAAUGUGCUAAACGAACAGCAACGCCGUAUACUCAAACGUCCAUCGAGCAGUCCUUCGCAACGCAGACAGGCACCUACAACGAUAGCCACUAUAACACUGGACGAUGAUCCUGACGAGCUACCCAGUACAUCGAAGGAUAGUAAGCAGCCAAAGAUGGCCGAAAAUGUUCCUAAUGUUGCGUCAGGGAAUGUUGUAGCUACGCCAGAGGUUGAUGUUGUGGAUCAUGCCGCAGCAGAAACGAAAAUAAAAGAUGAGCAGCAGCACCAACGACAACAUCAGCCACUUAUCAACAGUACCUGUGAUAAAAUUGAGCCAUCUGAGUGCAGUGUGCAGGAGGUGAUCGUUGCCAUGAAACAACAAGCGAAUGAUAUAGAAGAUGAGAAGCCGGCUCUACCUUGCAACUUGCAAAUCGCUAUUGUUACCCCAUGCCCACAAAAGCCAGAGACGUUGCCAACAAACCCGGAGGUGGUCAACCAAUUUGUGAGCUACUUGCAAAGCGUUGAACUAACAGCUGAUACCAAAGCGCCUUUGGACAAUGCAAACGAGGCAGUAAUAACGACAGAAACAAACAGCCAUGAUUUUGUUUUUUCAGAUACCAUUGACCACGCCUAUUUCCAAGACCAUCAAUCAACCAUCAAUCACGACUACUUCACUUCAUCCUCAUCGUCCAACACGGCGGCAACUGCAGCUAUAAAACUGGAAGAGCAAAGUGAUAAGCUGGAGGACACACCAAUGCCCAUUGCAAGCUCAAUUUCUGGGUCGACGCCUGCCAGUUCGAUAACCUCCACAAGCUGCACCUCGUCCUCAUCCUCCACAGCCUCUAUGUCAUCUUCAUGCUCUAGUAGCAAUUCCGGCUCGACGACGACCGCGCCAACGACAUCAUCAUCGACCGGGACAGCUACAGCUCCAUUAACACUAGCGGCGGCAGCUGAAUGCACUUUGGCGAAUGUCCAAGCCAUGCUCUCAACGGUGGCCAAGUUGCAGCAGCAACUUCCCGCGGAGUUAAACUCCAGUGAAAUGUACCAGAAUGUGCAGCACGAUUGGAACUUUGGCGACAUUAAGUUGAGCAGCUCUCAAUCAACGGUAGAUCAGCAGCAAAACCUCAGCCAUGAAGCUAUUGAUCUAAUGGAUGUAGUGCAGGAUGCCGACGUCAUCGACGAUAUUAUGGAGAAUGAUGUGUGCCACGAGGUGCUUGAUGACGAAGAGGAGGAAGAAGAAGAGGAGGAGGAAGAGGAUGAAGUGGUGGAAUGUAUCACGGAGGAUCAGCAAGAUCAGCAGAUGAUGGAUGACGAUAGCGAAGCCGUGCGCGAAAUAGUGGACAAGCUGCAGCAACAUCAACAGCAACAACAGCAGCAGCAGCAACACCAGCAGUUGCAUAUCCAGGAUGUAGUUCAAUUGUCUCAGCAUUCCUUUAUGCCACAAGCCCAUAGCGAGUACGGAAACGAGAUCGCGCAGGAAAUGCUCUGCGACACUGUUCCAAUGUCUGCUGCCGAAAUGGAGGUGUCAAGCACAGUGAUAACCAACAGCAGUAAUAGUAACGACAGUAGCAACAAUCUUAGUCUAUGCAGCAGCAGCAACAGUCUCACAAUAAAUCAACAGCAACCAGCGCAGCAGCAGACUCAGCAAAACACUCAACCAACUGCAUCGCAACAACGACAGAUACUAGUAGACUCCAAUGGUCAAAUAAUUGGGAAUUUUCUGUUGCAACAGCAGCGCCAGCAACAACUUCUGCAACAGUUCCAAUUGCAGGCGGCUGCAGCACAACAGCAGCAGCAGCAACAACAGCAGCACCAACAACAGCAAGCAACUAGUAGCAAUGCCUUGACCAAGACAUUGCCAGUGGCUCUUCGCAAUGGAGCUCAACAGUUCUUGUCUCCUAAUUUGCUUGCCCAACAGCACCAGCAACAACAACAACUGGAACAGCAACAACACCAGGCCGCUGCUCAACAGAAGCAACAACAGAUUCAGCAGUUUGCCCUGCAACAAGCGCAAUUGCAUCAGCGGCAACUGCUGGCUCAGGCCGCUAACAACAAUCUACUACAGCAGCAGCAGCAGCAGCAACAGCAACAAAAUGUUGCGCCAGCGACAACGCAGCCUAAAUUCAUAGCUAAGCCAUUGAAUAUCAUCUCUAUGACGCGACCUGCUAAUGCAUCGCCUACCAUAGCAGCAACAACAGCAAAUACCGCAACUAUUCCGUCCGCCUACGCCAAUGUUGUUGCUGUGACAGCACCGCAACAGCAGCAAUCGCCGCCAGUACCUGCCCCCCAACAGCAGCAGCAGCAGCAAACAAACCAGCAGCAGCUGGCCAAUCAUAACAGCAAUAUGCAGCAGUUGCCCUCUAUCCCCAAUGUGCUGACAAUGAAAACCCUGCCGCCAUCGGGAGUGCCAACCACCAUUGCCCAGCAAAGAUUGCAGCCGAAAAUGCCAACGGGCAAAGGUCGCAAGGCCACGAGCAACAGGCUGCCACCGGGUGCGGUCAAUCUGGAGCGUAGCUAUCAAAUCUGCCAGGCAGUUAUUCAAAACAGUCCAAAUCGCGAGAACCUCAAGGCUCAACUACGACCACCUGCCGCAAUUCUCAACCAGCAUCAGCAACCGACGGCCACCACUGCAGCAACGCCUGUGAAUCCUGUGACCUUGAAUGUUUCAACAGUGGCUGCCACACCCAUGUCAAACAUAACGACGGCUAGUGGGAGUAUGGCAGCAGCCGUGGCUGCAGCCCCAGCUCAGAAUAUUUUGAAACAAGAGGAGGUCUUGGUUAGUGGAGCAGUUGGUGCCGGAGCUUUGCCUGCUGGUUUACCUCCAAAUGUAAUGGGUGUCGGGCGUCCAGGAGUAUAUAAGGUCAUUGGACCCCGAAUGAGCGGUUUCCCGCGAAAGAAAUAUGUUCAAAGAAAGCCCUCACCAACCACGCUCAUCCGGCAUGUGUUUACUCCCGGACCUGGCGGAGCUACAGCUACUCCGCAACAAUUGCAAUUACUACAGCAACAUCAUCAAUCAGCUAGUUCACCGGUGACAGUGCAAAAUCCUCAGCAAUCGGGACCGGAGCAAUUGAUCCAUCAAAAUGGCAGCGGGCAAUAUGUUCUCGUUCAUCGGGCAAAUGUGGGAGCAGCUGACAAUCAAGCGCCAAGGGCCUCCAGUGCACCACCGAUGCAUCAAAACCAGUUUGUCACUGUUCAGAAUCCGCUGCAUAGUCUGAACGGCAUUCCUAUGGGUGGACGCGGGCGUCCAGCAUCGGUGGAUACAACGGCAGGCAAUAGCGGUAACGUUUUAGCGCCAACAAUUUCCGCCACAGAUACGUUGCAUCAUCAUCACCACGAACUGCAGCAACAACAACAGCAACAACAACAGCAGCAGCAGCAGCAACAACAUCAGCAGCCGCAGCCGCUGGGCAAUGUGGGCGCCGCCGCGAAUAUUGUGCGGCGCAAUAUCGCUGCAGGUUCAAAUAUCGGCUAUAUUGACGGCGGUAAUACCAACUCAUCGGCGGUCGCUCUCAUGGAGGCUGGCAAUAACUACAUAGUAACGACCAAUUCAACACCAUCUGCAGCACCUUCACCUAUCAACCAGCAGCAACAAUCACAACAAUCUGCAACACAACAUCAGCAUCCACUGUUGCAAUUGCAUCAGAGCGGGGAGAACACACCGCCAGGCAUCGAGACAACAGCAACAUCAAAUAAUUGCGCCUGCUCACUAAAUGCAAUGGUUAUCUGCCAGCAGUGCGGAGCUUUCUGCCACGACGAUUGCAUCGGUGCGGCCAAGCUGUGCGUCGCCUGUGUGAUUAGAUGAGAUGGAUAACGUAUUAUAGUUACUUAGAUACCCCUAUCUUUAGACGAUCCCAGUAGAGAGAAUCCCCGAAUGUUUGAAUUGUUGUGAAGUAUAUAGCAAUUGAAGAGCAAAGGCGAAAACCAAGUGUACAACAAACAGAAACAGAAACAUAAGAAAACAAAACAACGCAAGUGCAGAGGCUUACGCACAGACGCAGACCAUACAUAAAUGUAUAUUAUAAUUCAUUUGCAAUUCAUGUAAACUAAGCAAACUGGCAAUUCGUAACACUUUUUGUAUAAAGAGUAGGGAAGAGAUGGAGUUAAGCCUAAAAUGCAAGCUAGUGUUGUGUAUUUUGUGCUUGUUGCAUAUCCCUUAAGAUACUCGUUGUUUUUUGUGAUUGUUUAAGGAUAUCACAAGCACUCUAAAAACAAAAACAAACAAUAGAAUUCGAUAUGAAAACUAUAAUUUAAAUAACGGCAAAGCAAAUAUGAACGAAGUUGAUGAUAAGGGGCAUACAUAAGUAAAGCAUAAAAAACAACUAAAGAAACUAAUUCUAAUGUAAAUAUUUAUGUUUUAAAUGUAAUUUAUAUGAAACCAUAUAAAGUACAUACAAGAAUAGGUUAGCAUAUGGAUUCACUUACGUCUGAUGACUAUAUUUUUAUAAUUUAUUCGCUGUAUGUGCGUGAUUUGGUUGGUUCGAUUUUGAAUAUACGAACUUGAUCAAUAUACUUAUUGUUAAUUAAGUAUACUUUAAUUUACUGUGUAAUUUAUGAAAUAUUCAUAAUGUAUUUUGAAAACGCUUGGGCCCCAGGGCUUAGGCUUUAAUUCGUAAUUUUCUAAGUUUAGUAUUAUCCACCCAACAACAUCCACAUAUAGACACUCACCCAAGCGAUCUAAGACUCUCCACGCCCACAUUUCUUUAGCAUAUAGCUCAUAAACAUAAAUGUAAAACAACACGUAAUUGAUUUCAAAAACAAGACCCUAUAAGUUAAGCUAAACCUGUUGAUAAAUAUAAAACAAACAAAAAAAAAAAUACAAUGAAAAUUAUGAAAAAAGUGAAAACAAGCUAUUAACGGAAAAAUGAAAAGAGUAUGAGGAAACAAUACGAAUUAUAGCCAGUAAAUCAACAGCAACAUCAGCAAGAAGCACUGGCGAGAUAAAACCAAAUUCAAAACCUAAACGAAGAACAACAUUUUGCUCCUAGAUGCACUCACCGCAAAAUUAACCAAUAAAUAAACAUUAUUACAAAUAAAUUUUGAAAAUAAGAAAGUAA